Messenger RNA from Cinclus cinclus, 1411 nucleotides. It is a transcript of the gene TAFA4, whose product is annotated as TAFA chemokine like family member 4. NCBI's taxonomy places the organism in Eukaryota, Metazoa, Chordata, Aves, Passeriformes, Cinclidae. Bases 1 to 504 code for a protein of 167 amino acids. The transcript is spliced from 4 exons. The record is from RefSeq and is a predicted model, not a curated record. Gene Ontology annotation, molecular function: receptor ligand activity.
AUGGGAAUCUGGAAUAACUAUGAAAAACACACUGAAAUAAUUGUGUUUGACUGGAACAAAAUUCUUGCGAAGUCCCCAAGGAUGAGAUUCUGUGCCAAAUCAAUGCUUCUGUCUGACUGGCUCUUUCUGGUCUAUGUGUUAAUGGUCUGCUGUAAAUUGUUGUCCGCCUCUAGUCACCAUCCCCGGGGGCACACAGGCCAGCACCAGGUGAAGCAAGGCACGUGUGAAGUGGUGGCCGUGCACCGGUGCUGCAACAAGAACCGGAUCGAGGAGCGGUCCCAGACCGUGAAGUGCUCCUGCUUCCCGGGCCAGGUGGCUGGCACCACACGGGCUCAGCCCUCCUGCGUGGAAGCUUCCAUUGUCCUGCAGAAGUGGUGGUGUCACAUGAACCCCUGUUUGGAUGGAGAGGACUGUAAAGUACUACCAGACUAUUCAGGUUGGUCUUGCAGCAGUGGAAAUAAAGUCAAAACCACAAAGGCAAGUACAGAGAUCACCUCUAUUUAAGGGUGCCAGUCUGCUGAUUGCUGUUGUUGCAUUGUGAUGUGUAUCUAUGGGUGUGAGCACCAGUCUUGGCCUUUUCAAAGUUUUGGAAAGAUGCGAUUAAUGUAGUUGCUCCCAGAGGAAAUAUUUGGUCAGAACUGUCCCCUCACUUCUGCAGUUAAACUGAAAAUGGUCCUGGUUCAGUCUUCAGUGAGCCAAAGAAACUAUUUCAUUGUGCUCAGUGCCAGAGGGAUAAUCAUGUUCCAGAACCAAUUCUUCAAUUUGUAGACUAGUACAGGGAUCCAAGAUCUUCACCACUGUCUUAUAAAGUUAGAUUCCUGUGCUGGACAGCCUUUUAGUUGUUGAAAACCUGCACUGAUGCCACUGUGCCACUGAACACCACUGGAAAUCAGGUUGGUUCAGAAUAUUUCUACUUACAGACUACCCUGUAGCUGGCCUGUUUUUGUUUUUUUUUUUUUGUUUUGGUUUUUUUUUGGUUUUUUUUUUGUUUUUUUGCUUUUUUUUUUUAAAUUCCAGACCUUUGCUAUAUCAUUUUAUUUCCUAAUUAAUGGAGAGAAAAUAUCAUGUCCUCUGUCUGCUUGGCAAUUUAAAAUGAGUUCAGUGCAUUGUAGUUCAGCAAGUCACAGCAAACUGCAUGGCUAAAUACAUCAUAAACCAGGAGUCUUUAGCUUGCAAUAGCAAGGAGAGACAUAUGCUCAGCUUUUCCCUUUACAGCCUCUUCUAGCUGGGAAAGAAUGUUGUUCAUUAGGUUACAGUCUGAGUUAAUAAGCAAUACUGUCACCAAAUGUUCUUUAGUAAAGGCUGUUCUGAGGAGUGAAAACUGCACUAAUUUCUGGAUGGGUGAGAGGAAAUUGGAUGUUUUGGGCAGCUGUGGUGUGAUACUGAUAUAGACAUUGCACACUGGCACAGA